Cololabis saira (Pacific saury) is the source of this 2542-nucleotide messenger RNA. It is a transcript of the gene mvb12a, whose product is annotated as multivesicular body subunit 12A. The transcript is spliced from 10 exons. Gene Ontology annotation, biological process: virus maturation; endosome to lysosome transport via multivesicular body sorting pathway; viral budding. Bases 215 to 1066 code for a protein of 283 amino acids. The record is from RefSeq and is a predicted model, not a curated record. NCBI's taxonomy places the organism in Eukaryota, Metazoa, Chordata, Actinopteri, Beloniformes, Belonidae. Gene Ontology annotation, cellular component: cytosol; ESCRT I complex.
UCCUGCUUGGACGAGGUUGACUAAAAUAUUCCGUCUCGCAGCAAAGAACCUUUAUACUCUCAAAAUAACAUCACGUCGGGAGAGGACACGUAGAUACAGAGACAGAGCAAGUUAGUAUCUGCAACAUUUCACCAAACACUUAGCAUUUGGGUCAUUUUGAGCAAGAAAAAGCGAUUUUUUGGUCAACAAAAAAGAAGAGUUAGUAGAGUAUAAGAUGUCCUUGAUGGAGCACGGAGCGGUCCGGCCUGUGACGGCAGUGGCCUGGACCUCCAACACAAGCACCUGCCCCAAAGGUUUCACCCUGAUCAACAUCACAGAAGACGGAGCAGCAGCGAACUUCACACGCAGCUUUGGGAUGAAGUCUGGAUAUUACCUCUGUUACAGCAAGGACUUGACUGGUGGUAUGGUGGUGGCAGACAUUCAGGUCAUUACAGACAAGGACUCUAUCCCUCAUGGCUACUGCUAUAUAGCAGAGCACCUUGAACUUAAGGCCUCCGUCUCAAAGAAAAAGCGUGUGUGUGUACGUGUCGGGCCAGUGGGCAGCAUAGACACAGCUGUGUUGGACAUCAAACUGACAGCCAAAAGCAAAAUGAUGCUUCAGCAUUACACAUAUGUGGGAGAUAUCCACGGAUAUGUGCUGUGGUGCAGAAAGGGACACUUUUCUAGCCCCAUACCUCAAGCUAAACCCCGCAGUGUCAGCCUGGACCUCCGCAAGCUUUCCCUGGAACAGCCCCCUGCACCUCUCCCCCUCAGAUCCAGCAACCCUCCUCCUCCAGUGCCACCUGGGAGGAUAAGUCAGAGACGCUCCAGCCUACAUACCAAGGACAAUUUGGACAAACCAGCUGACAACAGUUUUCAGGGAAUUACAGCUCUUGAUGGAGUUCCCUUCAGCCUGCAUCCCAACUUUGAUAUUCAAGCAAACGGGACGACUCUGCAGCUAAACUCUCAGUUAAACAAUAUUCGCAUAAAGUCUGUCAAAGACAUUGAAAAUGAGUACAACUACACAUUCACUGUUGAAGAAUCUGCUGCAAAGAGGUCCAGACCAUCUGUCCCAUCAGCUCAGUGAUCUUUGCAUUCAUGUUGAAUAUUGAUGUCAAAUUUCUGUUACGUCUACAAGGAAGUUUCUCUAACGGACCAAAUUUGAUGAAGGAUAAAUUGUGCUUCCAUUUUUGUACAACAAAGCAGAAAUUUCAAAGAUGAGAUCACCUGUGACACUUUAACGAAAUGUAGGUUCUAAGUUUAAGUAUAUAACCCAAUUACGUAUUAAUUUAGAGCAGUUUUUGUUUUCUAAAGAAAAAUAUGCUUAUUUAAACAUGAAGGUUAAGUUUGUACUGAACUUAGGAAUAUCAUUAGUAUCUUAUGCUUUUAACUGAUCGCAUGCAGCGUUAAACCAAAUACUGUUGCCUAUACUUGUUUAGAUUUCAAAUGGACAACAGUUAUUGCCAAAAAUGAGGAGGCACUUUGCUACUCCGUAUGCCUAUUUCUUGCUCUUAUAUUUAUGUAUGUAUGUAUUUCCUGAUACACAAGUCCAUUUUCUGUCUGUUUGUAAGUAGAGCUGCAGAUUUGUCGGAUAAACGUUACUCCUGAUGAUCACUGAGUAGUUACACUAGCAUUUCUGUGUAGACGGGCUGUGAUACUUUGAAAGAACACAGAGGUUAUAAUCUUAUCAGACAUCUAUUAUUUCUCGGCAAUGACUGGGAACCAACGGGGAAAAGGAAACCACACUAUGGUGUGUGUAAUGUUACAGGACAGUGCUUAAUGUUUUAAAAUGCUGGACAUGUACAAGAUAUUCUCACCACAAAUGAACUUUAUAUUAUAUCAAGCAAUACUUUCAGGUUAACGUAGGAAAGUUAUAGAAAGAAUAGUUUCAUAAAAGGAAGAAUACAUAAUAAACUAAUGAGAUAGAUAUACAUUUCUUACUGAAAUAAAAUCUCAUUGUAUAAUCUUGUUGUCAGUUUCGUACUUUUUUUUUCUCACCCUCCUUUGCAAUCCACGGCAUUCAAUUUAUUGAAUUAACAAGUUUUCAAAACCUUUGCAUGCGGCUACUGUCACAAGUGUGCUAUCGCGCAUAUGUUCUGGUAUUGUGAAAAAUGAAAUGGAUUUUGGAACUCUAUCCACUCAUUUACAAAAGCUGCAUUGGCGACACAAUUUGAUUUAUCCCCAUGUUUCUAUUUAUUAAAUGAACUGCCAGAAAUACGAACGACUCAAAGAAGUACAGACUGCUAAUUACGAUAACAUAUUAUACAAAAAAAUGUAUUCUUCUACUUUGGAAAGGGGAACAGCUGCCCACCUUUGAAAUGUUCAAAGAACAAAUAAUACAAUUCCUCCCAUUGGAGAGGCUAACUCUCAAAGGACACGGCCGAGAACAAAUGUUCCGUGAACUGUGGUCUCCACUCCUAAAUCAAUUAGGGGGAGAAAAUAUGGACUGACAUGACUCACUAAAUGAGUUAACCAUUUGUCAAAAUGUUGCUGUUAUCUCAUGUAUUCACUGUAUAUUCACUGUAUUUAUUAACCAUUGUCUGCGUCUAAUUUCUGUCUGUGU